Messenger RNA from Drosophila willistoni, 3618 nucleotides. RefSeq names its product mucin-2 (gene Mur2B). Gene Ontology annotation, molecular function: chitin binding. The coding region runs from base 188 to 3484 and encodes 1098 amino acids. Gene Ontology annotation, cellular component: extracellular region. The record is from RefSeq and is a predicted model, not a curated record. The transcript is spliced from 6 exons. NCBI's taxonomy places the organism in Eukaryota, Metazoa, Arthropoda, Insecta, Diptera, Drosophilidae.
ACUCUAGAGUAAAACAUUUAAAUAAGCUCAGUUCCGCUAACUGAGCCACACUAUACCACGAGCUGUCAACGGGUCAACACGAUCCACAAAACAACAAAAGGAUUAACUACGAUUAUUGGUGGAGUAAAAUAAAAAGUGUCAAAGUGAUUGUGAAUAUAAUAUAGUGUUUCGUUUAUACACAAAUAAAAUGAAUCUUUUGCCGCGGCUUGCUGUGGUUUUGCUGCUGCAUUUGGUGGCAAAGAUCGACGCACGAUCACUACACAUCCAAGGCAAUGGCGGCUAUCCUCAUGGCCCACCACCACCACCGCCUCCUCAUCAUCUAAUGCCGAAUGGCUAUUAUGGUCAACCGUAUGCCUAUCAACCGCCCUAUGGCUAUGGCUAUCAGGCUCCACCGCCUGUAUUCAGUCCACCGGGCAGCUAUUAUGAUAACAUCUAUGGUGUCUAUAAGCCAUUUCCAGGCGGCGGUGUACCAGUUCGUGUGGAUUAUAAUAAUCGGUGUUCUAGAAAUUAUGUGGGCAUUAAACCGCAUCCCGAUCAGCAGCAAUAUUAUUAUGUCUGUCAGCCCAAUUGUGUGAUUUUUAGCAAAUGUCCUAAUUUAGAGAGUUUCAAUUCAAGCCGUGGUCGUUGUGUGGAUCGUGUACGUUCGGAUAAUCCACCACGUUGUCAGCAGGAGGGUCGUUUCCGACAUCCUUAUGAUUGCAAGGUAUAUUACAGAUGCGACAAGAAUCAAUCGACACCUUGGCUAUUUGGCUGUCCAUCGGGCACGAUAUUCUCAUCGUUUGAAAAGAAAUGCAUACCCGGUGAUGAAUGCCCAUCGACACAAAUCUCGAAUAGUGGCAGUUAUAUACCCGAAAAUUGUGAAGCCAAAUUUCCCGAAUGCCGAGAGGAGGGCACCUUUAGAUCGCCAUCAGAUUGUGCCCUAUACUAUACCUGCAAGAUGCAAGAAAAUGGCAACUAUUUGCAGACACGAUUCAAGUGUCCCGGUAGUAACAGCUAUGAUACACAAAGAAAACUUUGUCGACCAGAAAAUGAAGUUCGUUGCCAAGAUUAUGUUAGAAUUGCCGAACUGGCCUAUGCUCCAGUUAAUCCAUAUUAUUCAUAUUUAUCACAAUCGAGAACAGAGCCGCAAUUGAUACCAUUCGAAGAUGAUGACGAAACUUUAACAGAGAUCAAGACUGAGACAAAGGAGACUAAUAAGCAAUCUGUCGAUGUGCCGAAGGAGCCAUCGGUUAAUAUUGUUAUACUACCAACAAGUCCCUCCACCACAUCGAAGACCACGACAACCACAACAAAAGCUCCCACAACAACCCGCGAAUAUCCUACAUACCCCUCCUACCCAUCCUAUACCUAUGGUUAUAAUUAUGGCCAUCACUAUGGAUAUAGUGCAGAGAGUCUUGUCAAGAGUGAAUCUUCUUCUAGCACCGAGAAAAGUCCAACAACUCGAAGACAAGCAUUUAGGCCCGGUGUAAAUAUUGUAGUCUUGCCUUCUAGCUCAGCGCCCAUAACACAGGAAACUACAAAAGUUACGACUAAAGCCACUUCGAAAUAUCCGUACAAGAAAUAUACUUAUGCGUCAACUAAAACAGAAAGCACUAAAACUCCCGAUACAUCCACGGAUUCGCCGGAUACUACGAAGCGGUUUGAGUUUGACGAAAAUAUUGUUAUACUGCCUACAGUGACAACGACAGUUCGUAGCACCUCUACGAGUACGACGAGCUCAACUGUUCCCACAACUGUGGUGCAUUGCUCUACAGCCACGCCUGAGGUAACAACCACAACGAAAAAGAUAUCGACGUCAACAUUCCCAAAUCCAACAAGCGAGACCACAGAAAUAACAACGAAACCAACAACUACAACAAAGUCAACUCCAAAGCCAACAACAACUACUGAAAAGACGACAACAAGUACUGAAAAGACAACUCCAAAACCAAGAACAACCACUGAAAGAACAACUCCAAAGCCAACAACCACCACUGAAGAGACAACUCCAAAGCCAAGAACAACCACUGAAAAGACAACUCCAAAACCAACAACAACUACUAAAAAGACAACACCAAAGCCAACAACAACUACUGCGAAAACAACGCAAACGACAACUACAACAACAACGACUCCAAAACCAACAACAACUACUGAAAACACAACUCCAAAGCCAACCACAACCACCGAGAACGCAACGCAAACUUCAACUACAACCACAACUACUCCAAAACCAACAACAACCACUGAAAACACAACUCCAAAGCCAACCACAACCACUAAGAAAACAACGCAAACUUCAACUACAACUACAACGACGCCAAAACCAACAACAACCACUGAAAAGACCACGCAAACUUCAACUACAACCACAACGACGCCAAAACCAACAACAACCACUGAAAAGACAACGCAAACAACAACUACAACCACUGAAAAGACAACUUUAAAACCAACAACAACUACCGAAAAGACAACUCCAAAGCCAACAACAACCACUGAAAAGACAACUCCAAAACCAACCACAACCACUGAGAAGGCAACCCCAAAGCCAACAACAACCACUAAAAGUACAACUCUAAAACCAACCACAACCACUGAGAAGGCAACUCCAAAACCAACAACAACCACUGAAAAGACAACUUUAAAACCAACAACAACUACCGAAAAGACAACUCCAAACCCAACAACAACCACUGAAAAGACAACUCCAAAACCAACCACAACCACUGAGAAGGCAACUCCAAUGCCAACAACAACCACUAAAAGUACAACUCCAAAACCAACCACAACCACUGAGAAGGCAACUCCAAAACCAACAACAACCACUGAAAAGACAACUUUAAAACCAACAACAACUACCGAAAAGACAACUCCAAAGCCAACAACAACCACUGAAAAGACAACUCCAAAACCAACUACAACCACUGAAAAGACAACUCCAAAACCAACCACAACCACUAUAAGUACAAGUCCAAAGCCAACAACAACUACAGAAAAGACAACUCCAAAACCAACAACAACCACUGAAAAGACAACGCAAACAUCAACAACAGAAACUACGACUCCAAAACCAACAACAACCACUACAGUAGUUACAACAACUAAAACCGAACCAACACCAACCAGCACAAGUCUUCAACCGAGCCAAACGACACCUUCCAAUUGCCACUCAGAAGGAACCACCACAGUUGCAACCACACCAGCGCCCUGCGGCCACAACAUCAACAGCACCACCACCACCACCACCGACGACUAUAUCACCGAGAAGGUCCCCGAGCUCAUACUCAAGGUAUAUGAGCCUGUCGAUUUGAAGAUCGUAUUCUGUCCCCGAACGUGUGAUGAGGACCACGAUCAUAAAUUUGACCCAGCUGAUAGUCAUAAGAAGUCCAGUUGUACGGGACACGAUUGCAUUGAUAAUGAACCGCCAGCGCAUCAUAGCGUAGACCUAAAAUGGAAACCUCUUACCCUAAAGGAUACUGUGGGAUUCCAGACCAUCACGUGAAAGAUCGACACAUGAUGACUAUGCCAUAUCAUUUACUUAGUAAACUGACUCAUAUACUAUACAUUUAUAAUACUUACUUACCUAUAUAUCUAAUUCUAAAUAAAAAUUUUAAUAAAUCUAUGUAUCUUACUGUA